GCCACGGGGUACACGGACCGCAAUGACAGCUGGUAGAUUGGCUGUAAUAUUGUAUACGUUUUUUGUAUGUUUUUUUUUUGCUAUGUUAUUCACUGUUACAGUUGUUAACUAUGCUUUAGCCAGGCUGCAAGUAUUCACUAUUGGUGACGUUGUUGAUGCGACUACAUUUACGAAGCUUAUUCUAAACCAGCAAGAAAAGGUAUGCAGUGAACCCUGCAUUGAAUCUGAAAAUGGUGUAAACUGAGAGCUUCUUCUACGUGCUGGUCUCUGCACAUGUGUCACAGGAUACAGUGGAAGGUACACAGCUUCUCAAGACCAUGGAAGGCUCUUCCCGUUUAUACAUCUCACAGUUGUGGAUUAUGAUUAUGUAGAGGAAGAGGAAAUGGGGGACAAGGAGCCUUUGGAAAAGUGCUGCAAUCUUUAUUUGAUGUCCAUGGAAACUGAUGUGCAGUCAGAUUUAAAAAUGAGCCAAAAUUGCCAAAACCCUGAGGCCAUAGGCUGUGGCCUGAAGCAGGAAUUAGCAAUGGUCUCCCAUUUAAUAACCCCUGAGCUCCCAGAGGAUCCUGACCAGGACCUUGAUGUAGAGAUCCAUGAAUCAUUUCCCUGCCAAUUUUGUGAGAGACAUUUUACCAGCAAGCAAGGGUUGGAGCGUCACAUCCACAUCCACACCUUAGCUAAACACCACACACAUAUAUUCAAGUGUAAGUACUGCAACAAGUCCUUUGGCUCAAAAAUUGGCAGGCGACGGCAUGAGAGGAGACAUGAAAAUGCAAAGACAAGGCCUGGAUCUAUAAUAAAAGCUCCUGGGCCUGUAAGUUCUGCCCUUCAGAGCAACAGUACACAAUGUGCUUUGUAUCCCAGUAGCUCCAAUGCCUCUGUUUUACCAGAAGGAGAUCAAGCAUUCAUGUCAGAUGAACACGGAGCAUUAGAAGGUAGUCAUGCUUGCAAGUAUUGCAAAAAGGUUUUUUCCACUCAUACAAACAUGCAACGACAUCAGCGCCGGAUCCAUGAGCGCUUCCUCCGAUUCAAAGGUAAGGAAGCGCCAUUGUUGCAGGACGCAAAACGUUCUAAGCUCCCCUGUAAUACGUCUCAACAGGAUAACAACACAAGCCUAGUUACAGUUCUAGCAACUGAAGGGGACCAAGAGGAGCAGUAUAUGCUGGAUAUCUCUGGAAACAUCUCAGAGAACCUCAGCUUUUAUAUAGAUGGGAAGAUUGUGUCAACGAGCACCGUCAGCGGCUGUGAGGUAGUUGAAGUGAACUCUGGGUGUACUACUUUAGUUGGACUGGAUGCUGUAAUUAUUAAUCCUGCCCAAAUUAGUCAGACUCUUAAAGUAGAGACGGCUACCUGCACAGGAAAAGAGUUACCUGGUCAACCCUUGCCAAAAAGGCGAACUGCCACACCACCUCUUUUACCUCAAAUCAAAACUGAACUAGAAACAGAAUCUGUUUUGUCCUCUUCUCAAUCAUCAAUUGUGUCAUCUUUGAUAGGAAGUUUGCUUCCUCAGAACACUGAAUCUAAUGUCAUUCAGAGAGAGAGAACAGUUUAUCUGUCACCUAAGCUGAAACAGCUCUUACAAAAACAAGAUGGCCUCAAACCCACUCUUGCCUUGAUCACAGAAGGCCAGAAGCUGUGCUCUCCACUUUCACUGACUGUACUCCCAGCUGGAGCAGGGAGAUUUAAAAGAAGGACAGGAUCUCCCCCGAAUUCGCCACAGCCAAGCCCUACAUUGAAUGCUGAAAAUACAAACACGGAUUUGGGACUCUGUAUUUCUCUCAGUUCCCCAACAUUGGAUACUGAGUGCAUUUCAUCUGAAUGCAGAUUAACCAGCAAAGAUGAAAGUGAAAUCUCCACCAGUCCACCAGUAGAAAAUACAAUGACUCAUGUCUUGCCAGAGGGAUGGUCCCCAAUGAGUGGUGGUAGCUCCUGCAACCAGCAGCCUUUGGACCUCUCAAAUGCUUUCAAGAAAUGUGAAGUUGAAGCCCUAGGGGAAGCUGUUUUGGACUUGAGUGUACCCAGAAAAAGUACAGUGGAUUCAGAAGCAAAAGGAAUUUUAGUCCCACAGCCCCUUAUUAAAAAGAAGAAACCAAAUACCAGCAUGUUGGAGAAGGUGUUGAUGAAUGAGUAUGCAAACCUAGAGGUUGCUGCAGAGCAAGGAGAUAGUAUAUUAGAAAAUUCUGAUACACCGUUAGUUACAGACUUGGCCAUAGCUUCUGUUUCAGAAAAGUUACCCACUACUCAAGAAGUUGUCUUUGGAUUAACUUUGCCCUCUGCAGCACUUAGUCCAUCCCCUUCCUGUCCAGCUUCAAUUACCAUGCAGUCAACCUCACCAUGUACAAUAGCGCUUGCUUCCCCAACUACACAUCCAGUUCUGGUGACUGCUCCGUCGCUAAUUACGGUGUUAGCGCCACCAACAUCUUCCUCUUGCAAUUCCAUAAAUCAAUCUAUUCAAGUAUUUUCUCCUACAAUAUCUCCUAACCCUUUUGUAAUUUGCACUGAAAAUUCAUUGAAUUCAGCAGAGUGUGAGUUGAGCACUACUUUGCCUGACUGGAAUACCACUAAUUCUUCAAGCCUCCUUGCUAUCUCUAAACCCCUUGACCCAAAUCUCAAUCUACAAGGACAUGUUUUUCUUACAGAUCACACUGUUAGUCAAAUAGCUCUGAACACAACCACAAUUGGUUCCCCCAUUGGAUUUGAAGUGCCAACAUACUCUCCAGCAUUAACCCUAACUGAUUCCCUGAUCAAUUCCUUUAAUGUUACUAAGACAGUUUUAAUUGAAUGCACAGUUGCUCUUGAGUCCCCGGAGAAAUUGCUCCCCUCUGCAAUUACUGUCCAAGAGAAUACUGUUGAACCUACAGCACCUGCACAAAUUAUUAUAAAUAAUUUAGAGCAGAAUCAGCGUCUGUCUUUGCCUAAUGAUGAAUCUGUUGACUCUAACACUUUAGCAUCUUCCAUAGAACAGUCCACUACCCUGCCAACCAUGUCAGUCACAUCUGAGAUUUCAAAUCUUCAAGAAACCAUUUCCUCUGAUAAAGCCAUUAUUAAAGAAGAAUCGAACAUAAAAGUAGUAUCCGCAGAUAUAUCCAUCUGCCCCUCUGAAAUGGCUUGUAUGUCCCAGGGCCCAAGUCAACUGAAUGAAUCCUCAGAUGAAACACUCUCCAAGCUACUAGAGACAUUUACUAAGGACUUCAUGUGCAAUGUAUGUGAUAAGCUUUUUCAUUCAAUGAAAGAACUUGGUAAUCAUGUAAGUGAGCAUUCUGACAAAUGGCCAUACAAAUGUGAGUUCUGUGUGCUGCUCUUUGGGAAGCCCUCUGCCUUGCUGGAGCACAGGUCAACCCUACAUGGUGUUGGCACAAUCUAUAUUUGCUGUGCAUGCACAAAGGAAUUUGCAUAUCUUUGCAACCUGAAACAUCAUCAGAAGGAGUUGCACCCUGGCCAGGAAUGCACUUACACAGAGGAGGAAAAUGGCAAGCUAAGAUCACAGAAUUACAACAAUUCAAAAAAAGGUGAUACAGAGACUUUAUACUGUUGUGCCAGUAAAGCUGAGGGUGAAUCUGAUGAUGCUACGGAAGAACUUUUUACCACAAUAAAGAUAAUGGCUUCUGAGGUAGGCCGAACCAAAGGCCUGGAUGUUCGCCUUGGCAUCAACCAGCACUAUCCCAGUUUUAAGCCGCCUCCGUUUCCCUAUCACAACAGGACACCUGCUGCUUCUGUAGCCUCAGCUACCAAUUUCACCACUCACAACAUCCCUCAAACCUUCAGCACAGCUAUCAGAUGCACUAAAUGUGGCAAAGGCUUUGUUAACAUGCCAGAGCUGCACAAACACAUUCUUUCUUGUGCAAAUGCUAGUGACAAAAGACGCUACACGCCCAAAAAGAAUCCCAUCCCACUUCGUACCUUUGCAAAAGCUCAGAAUGGUGUACUGUCUUCUACUAAUUCCACAAAUGGACAAAAUGCUCUCCAAACGGUGAGUCAAAUUAAUCGUCCCAAACUCAAUCAACAGCCACCUGCCAAGUUAAAGCUCAAUGCCCUCAACAAAAGGAAGAAACGGCUGGUACAAAGGGCCAUUUCACAGAGGAGUAAGUCUUCAUCUUUGACAAAAAAAGUAUCUUUAGUGGUUGAGGAACAAGAAAUCUAUGUUUGUCCACAUUGCAGAAGAGAAUUUACAUACCGCCGUAGCCGAACAAAACACAUGGCUGUCUGCCCCAAGAAACCUACUACCCAAGAAGCUAAGAAAAGAAAAGAUGGUUGUAUCUCUUACACCAAGGAAAAUAAUGGGCACCUUCGUAGAGGAAUUCCUCAUUUGAAAGUAAAACUGCAAGGAUCUGACAAUGAACAAAAAAGCAGAGCCCAUAGUUCUCGUCCAGCUAAGAUGACAGCCCUCUUACCAGCUCCAAAAGUCCUGUCAAACAAAAAAAGUAAAACCAUUAUUGCAAAGGCAAAUGUCCAACCACAGCAAGAGGCCCCCAAAAUUACCGCUCUGUCUCUCAAUCACCCAUUCAACUCGCCAAAACGGCAAGGCAGUAGGAUGCAGUAUGGUGUACAAGAAAUCCCUUUUAACAUUAAAGUAGUAAAGUCUCGCCCACAGCAACCCAACGCUAAGGAACAUGUGCAGCCCUCUAGUGAUAGUCGUGGACGGGUAGGAGGGCCGGUGACACGCAGCCUUCAGCAGGUUGUUAUCAAAGCUUCAGGAAAGGAACAACAGGUGGCCAGCCAGGAGCCACCAAGGAAGCUUCAGGAUCCUUCAAUUUAAGAUUCAGCCAAUGGACUGUGGGAAAGUUGAAAAUCAUUACAAAGUUGUGGAUGUGUAAUGAAAGUUCCUGCACUAAAAUGGAAGUAAAAAGAAUGUAACAAGAUCUGGGGAAUGCAGCAGUGGGUAGGUACAAUCGGACAUUUAAUAGAGGCGUUUAUUGUUUUGUUGUGCAUUUCUUGUUUUUUACAUAGACUGCUUGUAAAAGUCCACUUUAUUAGAUUAACUUUACAUAUAAUGGACAAUGUGUAUCACAGAAUACAUAAUCUAACAGCUAUCUGUAGAAGAAACAAAUAACCCUAAUGGGUAACUGCAAGUGGCAAUUGUAGGGUCAUGCAGUUAUUUCCUUUUUUUCUAUUAACUAUGUGUACUGUACGAUUUGAAACCUAAAUGCAUUUAUAGUUUAUUGUAGUACUUGAUUGCCAUUUUCUCAAUCUGUCAAAUGUUAAACCAUGGCUUUCAUAAUUUUCAACAAAUAUACUUCGCAAUGUCUUUAAAUUAGUUUCCAAAUGGCUACAAAACAAGACUGAGCAUUUCAAAGAUUUAUGGAAAUGAUUUUUAAGAAAUAUUACAUUUAUUACAAAAGUGAUGUUUUAAAAAAUCUAAUUUAAAAGUGUGCAUGUGGGCUUAAUAUAAAAAAAAUGUGACACACCUUGUCUACAGCAUAUUGCGCUUGUAUUUUAACGAAAAUGUAAUGGCACAAUUUAUACGUUUUCUCCUAUACUUUGUUGUAUAACAUGUUUUCUUGCUGUGCCAUGAAAGUGUAGAAUUCAGAAAUUGUGGACAAAGAGUUAUCCCUUCACUUUGUUCACCUACUUAUUUCCCUGAUUUAAAUCAUUCAAAACCUUCUAUUCAGUCUUGGGCUAGUUAAAAAAUAUCCUAGAAUUUGUUCUCAGGAAAUGUGUCAGAUGCAUUUGUUGCUUAAUUUCAAUACUGCGAUGAUGUUCUGUAACUGCAGUUCCAGUGAAAGGGUUCUGGAAGUAAUAAGAAAAGGACAAGGAAAAUCAUGAUAUUGAGAUUUCUUUUAAAUGGGCAUUGCAGUUAAAACUUACUUUUCUUUUUUUAUGUCCUUUUUAAGUUUGACCUGUUAGGAAAAAGAAAAAUCUUAGUAUAUCAGUAAGUUCAGAUUGGAUGGAACUAUUGGCCCAUAGGUCACAUUGUAAUCUGAUUAUAAUAGACCAAUAAUCAUUAAUGUGGUUAAACUGUUCUGUCAGCCAAUCAAGGCUAUUUAUGUAAAUAUGUAAACAUUUUCAAAUAUGUAUCUUAAUGUCCACUUGCUCAGAUUGAGCAUUUGAAGCAGAAAAGGGAAUACAUGAUUAUAAAAAUUAGUCAUUUUCAUUAAAUUAACAUACAGUAGAUGUAAAAAGUCUAAGAGACAGAUAAAUCAUGUCAGAACCUUUUCC
Esox lucius (northern pike) is the source of this 6153-nucleotide messenger RNA. RefSeq names its product PR domain containing 2, with ZNF domain a (gene prdm2a). Lineage: Eukaryota; Metazoa; Chordata; Actinopteri; Esociformes; Esocidae. Gene Ontology annotation, cellular component: nucleus. The transcript has 4 exons. Bases 383 to 4753 code for a protein of 1456 amino acids. The record is from RefSeq and is a predicted model, not a curated record.